Molecule: messenger RNA, 774 nt
Organism: Thlaspi arvense
Lineage: Eukaryota; Viridiplantae; Streptophyta; Magnoliopsida; Brassicales; Brassicaceae
Source: the annotation of a GenBank genome assembly
GCCGGUCCGGGUUGGAUUAGGUUGGAUCCGGGUUAAUCAUCACUACUUACAAUACAAGUUUACACAUCUACUAUAGUUUCGACUUUCGAUCCUGCAAAUCUGAGCGAGAAGAAGCCAUGACAAUGAUCAGAGCUAUCGCGAUGGCGAUGUUACUCGCCACACUAGUUUCAUCCAUCUCUAUGGUUUCAUCCGCUUCAUCCCCAGAAGCCGAGUUUGUUAAGAAGACCAUCUCUUCCCACAAGAUCGUCAUCUUCUCCAAAUCCUACUGCCCGUAUUGCAAGAGAGCAAAAUCUGUGUUCAGAGAGCUUGAUCAGGUUCCUUAUGUUGUGGAGCUUGACGAAAGAGAAGAUGGUUUCAGCGUCCAGAGUGCACUUGGAGAGAUUGUUGGAAGACGAACAGUACCUCAGGUGUUCGUUAAUGGAAAGCACAUCGGAGGAUCAGACGAUACCGUAGAAGCGCAUGAGAGCGGGGAACUGGCCAAGCUUCUUGGUGUUUCCGGAACCGCUAAAGCUGAACUAUAGGUUGAAAGAAUUGAGAACACUAUCGCCUUUGAUGUUGAGGGUGUAAUCAUUUCAAUUUUCAGCUGUAAGCAAAUUUGUAAUGUGUUAGGCUGAUUAUAAACAGCUUUGAUCAUGGCCUUGUCAAACAUAUCUUAUCAGAGACUACGAACAUUGAGUUAUACAAAGUUCGAUCUUGCUCGUUUGUUGCUGCAAGAAGGGCACUUGUAAUGCUUGAUGUGCUCAGCUCUAGCUGGAGUUAUCUUCACACACUUCC